AUGGAUAUGGGUGUGGAUACUCAAGCCUUACUAGAAAAUGCGCCAACACAACCUCAAAAACCAUCAAAAACAGCAACAAUAAAGACCAUGAGAAAAGCAUUCAAAGGAUCAGCACAUCUUGCAAAUCUUCUUCCAACAGGAACCGUGCUCAUAUUCCAAAUGCUAGCACCAGCUUUCACACACCAAGGCGAAUGCCACACCGUAACUAGCAAAUUCAUGACCAUGGCUCUCUUAAGCUGUUGCAGCAUUUCAUGUUUUCUGUUGUCCUUCACGGAUAGUUUCCGGGACGAAAGGGGGAAGGUUCGAUAUGGCGUGGCGUCGCUAAACGGGUUAUGGGUUAUGGAUGGAGAGUCUAUCAAGCUCCCAGUUGAAGAGGCAUAUAAGUAUAGACUUAGGUUCAUUGAUUUCUUCCAUGCAUUCUCUUCCAUUUUGGUUUUUGUGGCGGUUGCACUGUUUGAUAAAAACAUUGUGGGUUGUUUUUUUCCAAACCCUUCGGAAGAAGUGAAGGAUAUUCUAGCAUCAUUGCCCAUGGGAAUUGGAUUUGUUUGCAGUCUUUUAUUUGUUGCAUUUCCCACCCAAAGACAUGGGAUUGGCUUCCCUCUCUCCCGUGAAUAG
Messenger RNA from Arachis stenosperma, 615 nucleotides. RefSeq names its product protein DMP7. The record is from RefSeq and is a predicted model, not a curated record. The coding region runs from base 1 to 615 and encodes 204 amino acids. Gene Ontology annotation, biological process: endomembrane system organization. The transcript has a single exon. Lineage: Eukaryota; Viridiplantae; Streptophyta; Magnoliopsida; Fabales; Fabaceae.